AUUGUUCUGCAGAGGCCGGUAUCUCCUUUCAACUUGCUUACUGUAAAAAUACUAAGACUGAGGAACGUCCGGAAGGCAGACUUGCUCACCCUUUCAGAUUGCUAUGUGACGUUGUGGUUGCCUACUGCCUCGUCUGAGAAGGUUCGGACCAGAACCAUCAGGAACAGCAAAAAUCCAGUCUGGAAUGAAGCUUUCUGUUACAAGAUUGACCGACGAGUGAAGAAUGUGCUGGAGCUGAAAGUUUGCGAUGAAGACACAAUCACCAGGGAUGAUGAACUCUGCACGGUUCUCUUUGACAUAGAUAAACUUAGUGUAGGACGUACUGUUCGAGUGAAGUUUCAACUGAAUCCACAGGCACGCGAGGAGCUGGAGGUGGAGUUCACAUUGCAGAACACUCUGGACUAUCCUGAUGGCAUCAUUACUAAUGGAGUACUAGUGGCUCGUGAGGUUUCCUGUUUGGAGGUCAGAGUGGAUACAGGGAAGCUGAAGCAGCAAUCCACAAAUCAGGAGCUUACGUUCACAGUAAAAGGAUCCCAUGAAGGAAGCCAGAAGAUUUCCUUGGGGUCUGAGCCCAGCAUUCAGAUCAUUGUAUUUCACUGCACCAUAAAUGACCAGACAAGACUGGACAUCGUGUUACCAGAAGAGAAUGUGCUGGAGCUGACAGUCUGCGAUGAGGACACCAUCACACCUGAUGAUCAGCUUUUGACUGUUCGCUUUGAUGUAGCUAAAAUCCAACCUGGAGAGAAGGUUCGCCUGAGUUUUGAGUUGAAUCCAGAGAAUCGGGAAGAACUGGAAGUGGAAUUUCUACUGGAUAACAUUCCAGGUGUAUCUGAAAAAAUAGCCACUAAUGGUGUGCUAGUGUCUCGAGAAGUUUCCUGUGUGGAAGUGCAAGUGAAUAACACAAAGAUGAGGAGUCCUUACACAAGGAGAGAUUUCACCUUCGCAAUGAAGGGAUCCUAUGAAGAAACCCAGAACAUUUCCAUGGGUCCUUCCUGCAGCCAGAGAGGCAGUGAUUCUACCAUGUUCCACUAUAUCAAGUACAGCCAACCCAACCUGGAUGUGAUGUUGCCAAAGGAAUGUUUAUACUGUAGUCAUGAUGCAAAUAGGAGGGAAAAAGAUAUAAAUGGUCCUCUAUCUGUGCCUCUGAAUUCUCUGGACCUGGGAAAGAAAAUGACAGUAGUGAGAGGUGCAUCUUAUGAAGUGUCUGUGAAGGAAGAAGAUGGUAGCAAGAAUUUAGAUUUGCGUUUGGGGUUCGAGCUAUGUGCAGAGGAAAAAGAUUUCAUCUGUAAAAGGAAGAAGGUUGUUGCUGCUGCUCUAAAAAAUAUUCUUCAGCUCGAUGAAGACCUGCAGGAGGAUGAGGUGCCAGUGGUGGCAGUCAUGACCACAGCGGGGGGAGUGCGGUCCAUGACGUCAAUGUUUGGCAGUCUUCUAGCUCUACAGGAGUUAGGUGUUUUGGACUGCAUCUCAUACAUCAGUGGUUUAUCUGCCACAACGUGGACCAUGGCGAAAUUAUAUGAAGAUGCAAAUUGGUCACAGAAGGAUCUCAGAGGGCCAAUUGAUGAUAUCCGGAAAUAUGUGAUCAAGAGCAAAUUGCACUGUUUCUCUACAGAUCAUCUGAAAUACUAUGAGAAGGAGUUGUGUGAAAGAAAGCUGGAGGGGCACAAGCUCUCUUUCACAGAUUUAUGGGGACUCUUCAUUGACUCUAUGCUACACAAUGAGGAAAAUACUCAUAAACUCUCUGAUCAGCAACUGGCAGUGAACCAGGGGCAGAAUCCACUGCCCAUUUACCUGUCUCUCAAUGUCAGGGAUAAAUUUAGCACGCUGGAUUUUAAAGAGUGGGUGGAGUUCACGCCUUAUGAGGUGGGUGCCCUGAAAUAUGGGGCCUUUGUUCGCUCAGAGGAUUUUGGUAGUGAGUUUUUCAUGGGCCACCUGAUGAAGAAGAUUCCAGAAUCCCGGAUCUGCUUCUUGGAAGGCACGUGGAGUAAUAUAUUUUCCCAGAGUUUUAUGGAUGUUGUCUACCUCUCGGGUCAUUCAGAGGACUUCUGGCACAGAUGGACCCGAGGCACUGAGCAUGACAUUGAGGAGCACCCUGCUCUGCCCACAAGAUCUCAUGAGCAGACAACUCGCUUAUCCCUUCCCAAGGGUUAUCUUUCCAAUGCUCUUCGAGAAAUGAUGACCGGACGGCCAGCGGUUUCAUACUAUCAUAAUUUCAUCAAGGGCUUGCAGCUACAUAGCAAAUAUUUAGAGAAUGAAAGCUUCUGCAUGUGGAAAGAUACAGUGCUUGAUUCUUCUCCCAACCAACUGAAUGCAAUGGGUGACUACCUUAAGCUGGUAGAUACAGCUUUCUUCAUCAAUACCAGCUGCCCACCGUUUUUGAGGCCAGAGAGGAAAGUGGAUGUCAUUUUGCAUUUAAAUUACAGCGGAGGAUCACAGACUCUGCCACUGGACCUAUUCUCAGAGUACUGUUUAGAGCAAGGGAUCCCAUUCCCCUGCACAGAGCUGAGCCGUGAGGAUCGGGAGCACCUAAAAGAGUGCUAUGUGUUUGAGGACAGCUUAGAGGCACCCAUCUUGGUAUAUUUCCCACUUGUGUGUGAUACCUUCCGAAGAUACAAGGCACCAAAUGUGGAGCGCAGUCCAGCAGACAUGGAGCAGGGAAGAGUAGAUGUGUCCAAUAUUUUUGCUCCCUAUGGCACCGGACAGCUUACAUAUACUGAAGGGAAUUUCAACAAGCUGUUGAACCUCUGCAACUACAACAUCCUGAAUAACAAACAUUUGAUUCUUCGGGCUUUGAAAACUGCAGUGGAACGAAAGAAACGAUUUAAAAAUUGUUCACCACCUCAGUCAUCUGACCUCUCUUAAAGUAUAUUCGGACAAUUCCCAUCUGGAGAUAUACAGAUGUUUUGAUAACGGACUAAUAAAUAUCCUGGCAACAUGAAUCUGUACAAAAUGAACAUUCAUGUUAACUUAUUAAAAAAGAAAAUCAUGUGUUUUAUUCAGUACUGUGUGGUAGGAUUAAUGCUGGUUUUGGUAUUGGUCAUAGGAAAAUCAUUAGUUCGUAAGACUGUCCCUAGUGUUGCAGUGAAUGAGAAGGCACUUAUGGAGAUAAAGGGAGCUAUGUUUCAACCUCACAAAAGUCUGUUCCAAAUUUACAUGCAGAUCUUAGCAGUAAGAGGUCUCUGAUUCAGAAAUCAAAGUGACGAUGAAACAAGGCCUUCCUUUGCUCAAAGAGCUCCGCUUGUGACAGAAGCAGACUAGACACCGAAAGACGCGUGCAUAUGGCAAACAAUUACUGAAAAUGGUAGAAUGGAACUGCGCAUGAUGUCCUCUAUUUUCUCAGUAGCAAUCUUUUAGGCAGAAGUUGAACCUUCAGUGAAUUUAUAAUUCUGGCCAUCACUGCAUUGAGUCUAAUUUUUUUGAGUGAUUACUAUUCCAGAGUGAUUAACAUAUAAUAUAUAGGAUUAUUUUUCUGACAAUUCUAUGAUAAAAAUCAUCUGGCUGCAUCCAUUUUGCUGGUCUUUUUUUCUGCACUACUGCCUGCUAAGUGGGUUUUGAAGGCGAGGAUUCAGAAGUUGAGUUUUGAAUCCUACACUUUAAUGGGCUUGGAAAAUUGCUCAAAAACCUGGCCUUUGGCCAUAAUCUUCAUUUAUUAAUCUUCCUAUAUGUGCACGAUGGCGACAAAACCCAUAAUAGCAGUUCCAUUGACUUCUGCAAUGUUAUAAUAGUCAGUGUGUAGCUGCUGCUACAGAUUUAUUCCCAUAUAUCCAAAACACACAAGGAAGUGUGUGUGUGUGUGUGUGUGUGUGUGUGUGUGUGUGUGUGAAGAUUUUCAUACAUGUUUUAGAUAAACGUCUGUUUAAAAAAAAACAACACAGGUCAUUCUAAGAACUUGUUUUCUCUUGUAUUUAAUAAUAUAUGGUAUAAUAGCUACCAUUAAAAUAUAAAAUAAUAAUGCAUGAGCCUGCUAAAAAUUAUUACAGAUGCACACAUUGAUGUAUAUAAUUGUAUUAAGUUCAGUAAACUCACUUCAUCUAGUGAUUUUAUCUGGGUGAAAGUGCUUUUUGUUUUUGAUAUCAACAACCAAGUAUAGAGGGAACAGAAUCAACCAUGAGCUUUGCAAAUGACCUUUGAUGAAGAAUAAAAGAAAAAUGGCCACUUCAGCUGGAAGAUUAAAAAAUAAUAAUAAUAAUAAUAAAAAAUUGCAGGAAAUUCUGUCCUUAAAGCCAAGAUGACUGAGAUGAUAAUGAGAGGUUUACAAGUCCAAAUUACUGGUACUUGCAAAUACCAAAGUAUUUAUUCAGUAAUAGGGAGCUCAGUGCUUUGCCAAUGCUGCUUUCCAUACCUAAAUUCUUAUCAGUUUUUUUCUUCUCUUUGCUAUCAUCUAGUUCAUUACACUGAUGUGGGUUUCACAAAAAAGAAGGAAGUACAUCCAUCUGUAUGCCAACAAUGUGGUAUGCUGCCAGUAAGUUGGCACUGCUCUGGGAAAAUGGUAACUGGUAUCACUAUCUCACGUGCCAUGCUUGCAAAGUAAUGAUGUCUAUCACCCAGUCUUAGAGGUGUUUUUUUUUUUUUUUAAUUAAGCAGGAGAUAACACCAUACUUGGUUCCUUCUAAGCAAGUUCUAUUUUCUAUGCAUCAGUUCACGUUCAUUAGUAGUAAUGUCCUUUCAAACUUUGCUGCUGUAUGAGUAAAGCCAGAAGAUUCCUUUAGAAAGGAAACUAUUGGUAGCAAUCACUCCUUUGCAUGGCUUUAUGAUGGCUGUGUUCAAGAACUUUUUUUUCCUCAGUUGUUGCUAAAAUCUUUCAUUUUCAACUCUGUGAACUUUACCAGCAAGAUGGCAGCAGUUUUCUGUGAGCAAAGAAGAUAGGGAGGAUUCUCUCUAACAGUUCAACUGUUUCACAAUUAAGUUUAUUUUCAAAUAAUAAUGA
Meleagris gallopavo (turkey) is the source of this 4924-nucleotide messenger RNA. RefSeq names its product cytosolic phospholipase A2 epsilon-like. The record is from RefSeq and is a predicted model, not a curated record. NCBI's taxonomy places the organism in Eukaryota, Metazoa, Chordata, Aves, Galliformes, Phasianidae. Gene Ontology annotation, cellular component: cytosol. Gene Ontology annotation, biological process: glycerophospholipid catabolic process. Gene Ontology annotation, molecular function: calcium ion binding; calcium-dependent phospholipid binding.